This is a messenger RNA of Pelodiscus sinensis (Chinese soft-shelled turtle), 3513 nucleotides long. RefSeq names its product diazepam-binding inhibitor-like 5. Gene Ontology annotation, cellular component: mitochondrion. Gene Ontology annotation, molecular function: fatty-acyl-CoA binding. The record is from RefSeq and is a predicted model, not a curated record. Gene Ontology annotation, biological process: fatty acid metabolic process. Lineage: Eukaryota; Metazoa; Chordata; Testudines; Trionychidae.
GCGAUACGUCUAAUUUGCAUCUCUUUUACGAAAAAGGGAUGCAAUCUAGACGUAGCCCAAAUGGCAUAACAGGCAACAGUGCUUUAUUUCCUAGGAAAAUUGCCAAUAUAGACGCACAGGGUUACCUUCCUCCUAGCAGACAACAGCCAUAUAGAAAGACACCAAGAGCCUGUCUCCCAAGGGGAAAGUAAUGAUAGCCCCAAGAAGAACUGUCUGUAAAAAACCUGCUAACUCCUCUACACUUGGGAUUUAAUUUUAAGGCCUUUUGAAAAUCGUAUUGCUCCUGCUAAAGGCAGCUGAACUGUCUUUCAAGGGGGCACUUCAAAGCCUUCCUCCCCUGUUGCAACUCUCCUUCAUUCCAAUGGUCGUGGCCUGGGUCAGCCGUUGCGAGUCCUGGCAAGCCCUCCACAGGGGAAGGAAGGAGCAGGCCUGACUCCGAGCUCUCACCAUGUCUCAGGUGGAAUUUGAGAAAGCUGCUGCUCUGCUCAGGCAAAUUAAGGACCCAAUCUCAGACCAAGAUAAACUGGAGAUUUCCAGUCUCUGCAAACAAGCCACAAUCAGGGACAUCAACAUCCCUUGCCCUUGUGCAACCGAUUUAAUAGGCAAAGCCAAAUGGGAGGCCUGGAAUGCACACAAGGGGAUGAGCAUGGCUGAUGCCAUGAAUUAUAUUGCAAAAGCUGAAGAGCUGAAAAAAAAAAAUACGGAGUGUAAAAUUACACAUUCAUGCAGCCACGUGCCAUUAGAAGGUCUUUUGACUCCACGUUGCUGCUAGGGAGUUUCCUCUCAUCCUCAGAGCAAUGUAGCUCAUGUCGCUGCUAAGCCAAUAAAACUCUAGUAAACAACAGAGUGGAUAUGACUGACAAAUUGUGCGUAGCGUGCAGCCUUUGAGAGUCUCUACAAGGUGGAAGUUUAGUUCGGGCUAAGGCUAGUCCAGUCAUUGUUUAUGAUUCCUGGUAACUCCUAGCAAUAUUUAAGAGGCUUAUUUUAACAAGCCUGUGUAUUUGUUUAAAGGCAUACCCUCCCUUGGAAAAAAUCACAGUACAGUCUGACAAUGUUGCACUUACUGUAGUUACAAGUGCUGCUCAAGCGCAUGGUACAUAAAGUAACUUGGACUGGUUUGUGUGCAGUUUACAGCAUACUGGACAGUUUCUCCAUUACUAACACAGGCUUGGAGAAAUCAGACCAACAAGAAAUCACAUUGCCAGAAUCCCUCCAACAACAUACGUAACCCUGGGAUGUGGAGAAGACAUGCUGCAGGCUUUGAGCUUAACAACUGACCCCUCCGUCAGCCUUUACAAGGUCAAAUAGUGGGCAGCCGUUAAUCCAGAAUAGGCCAGGAGUGAUCCGGACACAAUCUCUCCCUCUCCACUUUAAUUUUCUUUUAAACUUUCAGUGCUUCAGGUUCUGUGCUGAUGCUCAGUUCCUAAGGAAGCACAGCCGUUGGGCAAGCUCACGCAAAGCCACUCCAUGGCAAACCUUUGCUUUAGAAACUGUUCUGUUCCUCUCCCACGGGUGCCAGGGCAGAGGGAGGCGAGGGGGGGUUUGUUCCUACACACUUGCAAAUAAAAAUCGGAUGUUUGGGGCUCACUGAGAGGUCAGCAGCUCCCACUCCUCAUUUUGUGUUAAUUGCUACGUCAAGAUCACAAUGUCAUUAGAAUGAUGAGUUCCGGGAGCAAGACAGAGGAAUUCUGCACUGCCCAAGCUGCCAUUUGCUGGUACUUGCACUGCUAAAUCCAACACAAGAUCAGUUCCAAGUAUGUAACACGGGAAACCUUCCAUGCACCAUUUGCACAUGCAGCACAUCUGCUGUAAGAGGGCAGAACCACAGUGUCGGUCACUUUACAGCAGCAGGGAAUUUGGGUUGGGAGGAAGACAGCAGUUGGCUACUUUGCCUCUUCAGAUAUAAGGGGUCUCCUUCCCAGGAGCUGAAACUCAUCUACUGCAGGAGACAGAGCUGUCUUGUGGGCCAGUCCUGGUUGUGGAAUAAACCCACCUACUAAGGGCCAUGCCAAGCCCCCCCAUCUUCUGCCUCAAGUGCAAGCUGUAUUUCUUUUGUAGCAGAUACAUAGCAAGUUGGCAUCUCAUACAUCGUUUAAAAAAACCACACAAAACCCAAGUCACUGAAUCCCCGACUGCCCCCGCUGAGAUGAGGAAAGAAUAGACACGGCAAACAGUCACUUUGGGCACGACUGGCACGCAUUGAGGCCCAGAUCCUCAAAAGGCACCUAAUUCCCAUUGGUGUCAAGGGGAGUUGGGCACUUAAAAGGCCUUUGAGGAUCGGACCACAGACUAUAUGAAUGAGCAGGCUCUAUAACAAUAUAUAGAACAGUGAGCAGUUGCUGUUUGCAUUGGAUCACCACCCUGGGAGAGCUUUUCAUGGGGGGGGCGUUCAUUUUAUAAUCUGUGUAACUGGAGAGAGCAGGAGCCACACUUCACUGUAGGCAAAGCCCAAGUUCAUAAACAGCAGCCGUCUGUCUGAAAUAGGGACUUGCUCGGGGCCAUCGUUCAUGGCUUGGGCAUCUAGACACCAGCCCACGGCUCUGUAAUUUCCCCCAGGGCUGUGUGCAUUGACUGGCCGACAUCCAACCAUGUGAGACCAAAAGUGAGUGAGAUCACGUUAGAGUCAGAUCAUGUGCGUCUCUCAGAGCCUGUAGCUUUGUGCGUGGUCAGUGCAUCUUCCCAGCCCGUUCGCAUGAGUGGGGUGGCGUUUGAAGCAUUUCCAUCCAGGCAGAGCUUUUCAAGCGUCUGGCAGCACGUCCUGGCAGAGCUGGACAAGGGAUUUACCCCCCCACACACACCCCUUCAGGGAUGGACUGAGCCAGGCAUUCCUCAGCAUUAUGAGGUCAUCACAUGCAGCACCCAGGCUGUAACUCACCUGAACAAAGGGGGCGGGUUGAAUCUCUCCUGGCUUCACUUUGCAGGCGGGUACAGCAGGCGGCAAUUAGAGACUGCAAGCAGCGUAGAGGCUCAUUCAGUUUCAGAAUAGGCCAGGCAUUGGUUAGGGCAUCUAUUAAACCGUUACCAAUAAUUCAGACUUAACUGACAAACCAUUAAAAGUGAUUGGCUUCACUCCCGCCACAUGAAAGUGAUGCUGCAGCCUGGACACAGUGCACUGAUCCUAGUGACAAGGGCGACAUGAAGGGGCUUGAGGGGAACUAUUGCGAUUGUUUGAUUGGGUGACAGCUUUCCACAGUUAGCUUCCUCCUAGCUCAAAAGGGUCCUGGACACUCUCCCUUGAGAAGGCAGAUUAGGGCAAUAUCCAGCACAUGUUCAAAACAAAACUCUGUCAAACUGGGCUUUGAGAACCUCUCAGCAAACAGCAACUGAGACUCAGCCCUCCAGAGAUAAGUCUGAGCAUGUUAUUCCCAACCCUUCCUGUACAUUCACAGUCCACUUCAAUGUGAACAUUAGGAGCAAUGAUCAGUAUUAUGCAAAGGGUGCAGUCCAGGGAGGUUGGUGCAUUUUCACCUCACACUGGCUAUGUCUACACUGGCAUGAUUUUCCGGAAAUGCU